AUGAAGGUGGAUUAUUUUGUGAUAACUUUAGACAGAGUUGAUGGUGUGUUUAUGGCUGGAGAAAAACUGGAAGGAAAAGUUCAUCUUAGAGUCAGCUCUGGUAUUACAAUGAAAGGUAUAUAUUUGACUAUAGAAGGACGAGGAAAGUCAAAAUGGGAAGUGUAUCAGAGUGAUUCUAGUAAAACUUAUAAAGCUAAAGAAAUCUAUAUUGAUGAUGUUAGAUCAUUAUAUUCAGGAGGUGGUGCCUUUGUAAAAUUAAAUGCUGGAACUUACACCUACCCCUUCUCUAUCAACCUCCCCACAGAGAUCCCCUCGUCGUUCGAAGGGCGGAAGGGACAUAUUAGAUACAUGUGUCGUGUUGAAAUAGAAGGGAAGUAUAAAGAAGCUGAACAAAUUGAAAAAACAUUUACUGUAAUACACCCCCUAGAUUUAAACACUAUACAUACUGCUAAGGAACCAGGAUGUGUGCAGAAGGAAGAAAUGACAGAAGAUUGUUGUUGUGAAUCAGGAUUAGUUUUUAUUCAGUUAAAAACGGAGAAAUGUGGCUUCGUACCGGGCGAACAGAUACGAUUUACUAUCGAAUGUCAUAAUAAUACCCAGAAUUCUAUUGGUAACAUCGUACUAGAGCUACUACAGAAUGUAACAUAUACAGGUUAUAGUGAUAGUUUAUUUUCAUCGGGGCAACCGAAAUACUACACCAAAACAACACCUAUUGAGUUAUAUUCCUCGAAUAACUUGGUGGAAAGUCGGAAAUUUACGUCAAUCAAAGAGUCUGUGAUGUUACCGGCCAUGCCACCAUCUAAAUUAGAAUGCUGCAGUAUUAUGAGUAUAGAGUAUGAACUUAGUUUAAGUAUUGGUCACCAACCAGUGAGCUGUAGUAUGUUUGUAACCAUAGGAACAAUUCCGCUCCGAGAGAAUAUAGUCCGUGGAGCAAUAAUCAGACCUGGUGACCCUAGAACUAUUGCGCAAUCAGCAUCCAGUAUUGUUUCUCCCAGUCAUAUUCAUCCCCCUUAUCCUGACGCCCCACCAUCAUAUGAAGAAUGUGUUUUUGGUCGAAUGGUGACAUCCGAGGAUAAAAAUAGCCCUUCCCACAAUGCUUUGAAAUACACGCCAUCAUACCCGAUGCUCAAUUCUGCUGGCCAAUCACAAGCUGUUACAGUUCAGCCAUCAACUUCCAAUCAAGAAACAAUGGCGUAUCCAUAG
Messenger RNA from Lottia gigantea (owl limpet), 1203 nucleotides. RefSeq lists its product as hypothetical. Gene Ontology annotation, cellular component: cytoplasm. The record is from RefSeq and is a predicted model, not a curated record. The coding region runs from base 1 to 1203 and encodes 400 amino acids. Gene Ontology annotation, biological process: protein transport. The transcript has 7 exons. Lineage: Eukaryota; Metazoa; Mollusca; Gastropoda; Lottiidae.